CGUGCUGAUUGGUACCAAAGAGAGCUUAUCUCUUUGAUACUCAUAUUCUUGUGAGGUUUAUAAUUCAACUCCACAUUAUCACAUAAACUUUUAUUUAUUUUCUGUGCUAAUAACUGUCUGCUAAUUUUAAAAUUCAUUCAAAUCCGCGCAAUGCCAAUCCAUUGAAAAAAGUUUAGUACUUAUUUGAGUAGUCUCCAUUAUUUUAAUUUGAGUUGAAACAAAUUGCGUGUUUUUUUUUUUUAAGUAAAAAUGACCAUGUCGAAAGCUGCGGUGGGUAUCGCUGUUGGCAUUGCUGGUUUAUUUGUUGGUUAUUGCUUCUACUUUGAUAAGAAACGACGAAGCGACCCGGAAUUCAAAAAUAAAUUGCGAGAACGAAGAAAAGCUAAAAGACAAGCACAGAAAUCCGGCACGACGAUUCCUGAUUUAAAAGAUCCCGAAAUUGUACAAAAGUUCUUCCUUCAGCAAGUUCAGUUGGGUGAGGAAUUACUCGCCAAUGGUGAUUUGGAGGGUGGAAUUGAGCAUUUGGCAAAUGCAGUUGCUGUCUGCGGACAACCUCAAGAGCUUUUGAGAGUUUUACAAAAGACACUGCCUCCAGAAGUAUUUCAUUUACUCUUACAAAGACUACCAUUAGUUGGACAGAGGCUUGUAUCCCAUACAACGAUGGCCGAAGAAGAUGUUGAAUAAAUUAUUUUACAUACUAUUUGUCUUACUUUAAACAAUAAUGAAAGAAU
Molecule: messenger RNA, 731 nt
Organism: Microplitis mediator
Lineage: Eukaryota; Metazoa; Arthropoda; Insecta; Hymenoptera; Braconidae
Gene: Tom20
Product: mitochondrial import receptor subunit TOM20 homolog
Exons: 3
Coding region: 250-684 (144 amino acids)
Biological process (GO): tRNA import into mitochondrion; protein targeting; protein import into mitochondrial matrix
Cellular component (GO): mitochondrial outer membrane translocase complex; mitochondrial outer membrane
Molecular function (GO): transmembrane protein transporter activity
Source: RefSeq, a predicted model, not a curated record